UCCAAAACCCUAAAACAUAAAAACUCUAACCUAGCUUUUCUCUCCUUCAACAAUGGCGGAAUCCUUUCCUGUAAAACCAAAACUAAAACCCACCGCCAGCAAGAACACUCUUACCCCUGAAUCUAAGUACUGGAAAUCUUUCAAAGUUCCUAAAGAAAUCGAUGCCCUAUCAAAAUCUUCCGUUAUCCCGAUAACUUCACUCUCCUUUUCUCCGGUUGCCCCUCACGAUUUGGCCGCCACCCAGUCCACCAACGUUUUUAGGUUUCCGGGUAAAACCCUAAUUCCAAAAUCCAAAAUCGCCUCCUUCCCCGACACCUCCGCCUCCGCCUCUUUCCGAUGCGACGGCCAGCUUCUAGCCGCCGGAGAUUUGAGAGGCGGCGUUCACGUGUUCGAAGCGAAGCCCACCAGCCUCAGCAAAUUAAAGGAUCUCCGUCGCUUAAAGGGCCACGCAGCCGCCGCUCGCCUCGUCCGUUACCCACGCGCUUCGGACAAGUUCCACCUCUUCUCCGGCGGGGAUGACUCUGUUGUCAAGUACUGGGACAUUGCAGAGGAGAAAUGCCUCUUCAGUCUUUUCGGGCACAAGGAUUACGUCAGAUGCGGCGAUGCUUCUCCGGUAAGCGACGAGAUGUUCGUUUCCGGUUCUUACGAUCACAAGAUUAAGCUUUGGGAUGUCAGAGUGUCCAGUGUGGGUUCGGUUAUGGAACUCAACCACGAGAAACCCGUGGAGAGUGUGAUCUACUUGCCCUCCGGUGGGUUGAUUGCAACCGCAGGUGGCAAUUUCGUAAAAAUAUGGGAUGUGAUCGGAGGCGGGAGGCUGUUGUAUUCAAUGGAGAGCCAUAACAAGACAGUGACAUCACUUUGUAUGGGCAAGGUUGUUAGAGGAAACGGAGACGAUGCCGAGCAGAACAGGAUACUUAGUGUUUCUUUGGAUGGGUACAUGAAAGUUUUCGACUAUUCGAAGUUCAAGAUUACUCAUUCAAUGAAGUUCCCCGAGCCACUUAUGUCGGUGGCAUUUUCACCCGAUUGUUCGACACGAGUUAUAGGUACCGCGAAAGGGACUAUGUACAUCGCGAGAAGGAAAUCGAAGGUGGAAACUGAAAAAAAUUCGUUGGGAGAUCAAUUUGGGUUCGGGGCUGUGGUGGACGAGCCUCAGAGGAAGGUUCUAAGGCCGUCGCAUUUUAGGUACUUCCAUCGCGGGCAAAAUCAGAAGCCGUUGGAAGGCGAUUACUUGAUAAAGAGGCAGAAGAAAGUGAAGUUGGCUGUUUACGACAAGCUGUUGAAUAAGUUCAGGCACAAGGAGGCAUUGGUUGCCGCUUUGAAUGGGAAGAAUCCGUCGAAUGUUGUGGCAGUUAUGGAGGAGCUGGUUGCGAGAAAGAAGUUGCUAAAAUGUGUGAGCAAUUUGGAUGGAGUGGAGUUGGGUUUGUUGAUGGGGUUCUUGCAGAAAUGUUCGACAAUGCCGAGGUAUGCAGGGCUACUUACGAAGUUGGCGAAGAAGGUUGUGGAAAUGCGGGCGGAUGAUAUAAGGUCUUCGGUUGAACAGAGGAAUCAUAUUAGGAAUCUGAAGAGAGAUGUCGAAGAGGAGCUUAGAGUGCAACAGUCUUUGCUGGAAGUACAGGGGAUAAUAUCUCCAAUGCUGAGGAUUGCUGGCAAAAGAUGAAGAUGAAGAUAUUCCAGUUCUGUGUUACUUAUCUGGUACUGCUUUAAUUUUGAUCAACUGUGAUUUUGUUGGAAUAGUUUGGUUGUUAGCUUUUUUUAAUUUAUGUUGUGUUUUUACUUGUUGAUGCAAUUUUUGCCUGGUGGAAUUUAGUUGAAGUUUGCUCAUUUUUGGUCGUGUUUAGACGAGACUCGGAUAAUCAAAAAACAUGUGGUCAAUUUAAAAUUCAUAAUUUUAAGAUAUGCGUAUUCAAUAUUAGGGUGGGAAGAAAGGGCAAAAGUCCUAUGUGGUCAAGUAUAAGAGUAAGGUUGCAACUGCAUAGGAUGAUAAUGGGAAUGUUGAAGUUGUUGAUUCCCUGCAAUUAGAAAGCACUUUGCGGCCGAGGAUAUAUUUGUACCUCAUCAAGAUUAUCUUGUUUUGUUUGUUGACUUCAAGUUGUUAGUUUCAUUCUUCUCUGUUUUUUUUUUUGGUUGCGAAUUUUGUAAUACAUUUAAUAAUUGGUUUUUAUUUAGUACUUAUGAUGUGAUUCAUGUGGA
Molecule: messenger RNA, 2190 nt
Organism: Erythranthe guttata (spotted monkey flower)
Lineage: Eukaryota; Viridiplantae; Streptophyta; Magnoliopsida; Lamiales; Phrymaceae
Source: RefSeq, a predicted model, not a curated record